AUGCAAACGACGGCAAGCGACAGGACGGGGCACAUCGAGGCUGCGGGCGCGUGGACCCGCAAGGUGAUGGGCCCGGCGUCGCCGCUGCGAGAGCUCAACGGGCGGCCGCCGGCGGCCGCGUCACGGAAGCGCAAGCGGCCGGCCAACGGUUGCGGCGAGAGUGAGGCUGCGGAGAACCGGGUGCGUGCGCGGGCCAAGACCGAGCCGCCGCGAGAGUAUCGCUGCACCUACGCCCAGUGCUCGUUUGCGUACACGGGAGACAUUUCACUGUUGUACAAACACGUCGUCUCGUGCCAUGCCGAAGGGCCGGGCCUCUACACCGGCAACCUCGCCGGGGUGAGCAGCACGACGAGCGUGCUCGACAAGUUGCGCGGCGCGGGCAAGUCGCGGGGUGGUGCAAGCGGAGGCCUGCCGUCGCCCGUCGACCGCAUCAAGGCCGAGGCCCAGCGCGGGCUCUCGCCGGCGCGCGACACCCGUGCGUGCGCCCGGCGGUCGUGGAUGACCCGGACGCGGGCGGCCGGCCGCGGCAAGUCCAAGCUCCGCAGAAGCGAGUGUGAGGGCAACCGGUUCAUUACCAACGACCAGCUGUAA
Molecule: messenger RNA, 591 nt
Organism: Thecamonas trahens ATCC 50062
Lineage: Eukaryota; Apusomonadida; Apusomonadidae
Exons: 2
Coding region: 1-591 (196 amino acids)
Source: RefSeq, a predicted model, not a curated record